Molecule: messenger RNA, 3929 nt
Organism: Grammomys surdaster
Lineage: Eukaryota; Metazoa; Chordata; Mammalia; Rodentia; Muridae
Gene: Dhcr24
Product: 24-dehydrocholesterol reductase
Exons: 9
Coding region: 32-1582 (516 amino acids)
Biological process (GO): steroid metabolic process
Cellular component (GO): cytoplasm; membrane
Molecular function (GO): Delta24(24-1) sterol reductase activity; FAD binding
Source: RefSeq, a predicted model, not a curated record
CGCACCCUCCCGUGCGGCGCGCCGCGACACCAUGGAGCCUGCCGUGUCGCUGGCGGUGUGCGCUCUGCUCUUUCUGCUCUGGGUGCGAGUGAAGGGGCUGGAGUUCGUUCUCAUCCACCAGCGCUGGGUGUUCGUGUGCCUCUUCCUGCUGCCGCUCUCGCUGAUCUUCGACAUCUACUACUACGUGCGCGCCUGGGUGGUGUUCAAGCUGAGCAGUGCGCCGCGCCUGCACGAGCAGCGCGUGCGGGACAUCCAGAAACAGGUUCGGGAAUGGAAGGAACAGGGCAGUAAGACCUUCAUGUGCACGGGCCGUCCGGGCUGGCUCACUGUCUCACUACGCGUUGGAAAGUACAAGAAGACUCAUAAGAACAUCAUGAUCAAUCUGAUGGACAUUCUGGAGGUAGACACCAAGAAACAGAUUGUGCGAGUGGAGCCCUUGGUGUCUAUGGGUCAGGUGACAGCUUUGCUGAACUCCAUUGGCUGGACCCUGCCUGUGUUGCCUGAACUCGAUGACCUCACAGUGGGGGGCCUGAUCAUGGGCACAGGCAUCGAGUCAUCGUCCCACAAGUAUGGCCUGUUCCAACACAUCUGCACCGCCUACGAGCUGAUCCUGGCAGACGGCAGCUUUGUGCGCUGCACACCGUCUGAAAACUCAGACCUGUUCUAUGCCGUACCCUGGUCCUGUGGGACCCUGGGCUUCCUGGUGGCUGCCGAGAUCCGUAUCAUCCCCGCCAAGAAGUACGUCAAGCUACGGUUUGAGCCAGUGCGGGGCCUGGAGGCCAUCUGUGAAAAAUUCACUCAGGAGUCCCAGCGGCUGGAGAACCACUUCGUGGAAGGGUUGCUGUACUCCCUAGAUGAGGCUGUCAUCAUGACAGGGGUCAUGACAGAUGACGUGGAGCCCAGCAAGCUGAAUAGCAUUGGCAGUUACUACAAGCCGUGGUUCUUCAAGCAUGUGGAGAACUACCUGAAGACAAACCGAGAGGGCCUUGAAUACAUUCCCCUGAGGCACUACUACCACCGACACACACGCAGCAUCUUCUGGGAGCUCCAGGACAUCAUCCCUUUUGGCAACAACCCCAUCUUCCGCUACCUCUUUGGCUGGAUGGUGCCUCCCAAGAUCUCCCUCCUGAAGCUGACACAGGGCGAGACUCUCCGAAAGCUGUAUGAACAGCACCAUGUGGUGCAGGACAUGCUGGUGCCCAUGAAAUGCCUGUCUCAGGCCCUGCAUACCUUCCAAAACGACAUCCAUGUCUACCCCAUCUGGCUGUGCCCGUUCAUCCUGCCCAGCCAGCCAGGACUUGUGCAUCCCAAGGGAGAUGAGGCCGAGCUCUAUGUGGACAUCGGGGCGUACGGGGAGCCGCGCGUGAAGCACUUCGAGGCCAGGUCCUGCAUGAGGCAGCUGGAGAAGUUUGUGCGGAGUGUGCACGGGUUCCAGAUGUUAUACGCGGAUUGCUAUAUGAACCGAGAGGAAUUCUGGGAGAUGUUCGAUGGCUCCUUGUACCACAAGCUACGCAAGCAGCUUGGCUGCCAGGAUGCCUUCCCUGAGGUGUAUGACAAGAUCUGCAAGGCUGCGAGGCACUGAGCAGGGCACCUGGGGAGCCAGAUGCAUGGGAAUGGACUUGCUCUCCCUCGCUCCAGCUUCUCUGCUUUCCCAGAUUUCAGAAAGAAACCCCUCCCGAAAUCCCCGAGGCGGGCAGCCCGAUGGCCUCCAAGGCAGCUCGGUCAAAUGGAAGCACAUGGGAUUUGGAGUCAGACAGACCUACGUCCCAGUCCCAGAUCAUCCACUCAUUAGCUGUAUGACUGACUCUGGGCUAGUCACCUGGCCCCUGUGUGCCCCGUGUUUAUCCGUGAAAGGAGGUAAAGAUACCUAUGUGCUGGAUGUCAUCCACACAAAGGGCCCGCUGUGUGGGAAGGCCUUCAUAAGUGAUAGCCAGCACCUCUGCUUCCAUGCAUCCUCACACCUGGCUCAUGCUUUGGACUCAACAGCUGAGACCAGUCUCCCCACAGGUCACCUGUGCACGGGUUUUGCUGGUACCGUAAAGGGGAUGCCUUGGAAUUCCACCUGCAUAGCCUGCAUCAGCCCCAAGAGGGUAAAAGAGGGUCAACUUUCCCCUGGGCCUCAGGAGCAGGGGGACAUCUGAUUGGCAGGCAGGCCCAGAAUGUACUGUGCCAAAGCCAGGUCUAUUCCAAAGUACUCUCUGCCAUCUUCGGAUCAUCCUGCCCCUACUUCCUGUGUGCUCAGGCUACCCCAGCCAUCGCAGAGCCCACUCAGGACUGCUCCUGGAAGACAUUUCAAGAUGAGAAGCCUAGCCUUCCCGGGCUUUUCUUUCUUGACUCCCACCAUCCAGGCCUCCUCUAGAGUCCACUGAGUCACAGUGGGGUCACAUGCUCAUGACUGUGUCACAGGGGCGGUCCCCACACCAAGUGAGAAAUGGGCAUCCACCCAGUCGCUACUGUGAGGACCCUCCCUGGGGUUGGAAAGAAAGCAUCCAGGGUCACUCGUCCCCUCCCCCUCCCCUGUUUUGUUCCCCUCCCCUGGCUCUAGUUAAUUUCAGUGCCUUACAAAUCCUAAGCUCAGAGAAAGUUAGCUCCAUUUCCGUUCCCGAGGGAGGGGCCUCCACGGUCCUUCUGCCUUGUUAAUGAACCGUGGUUGGUUGUACAACCCCCACCUUCAGAACUGCCUGGCCCAGCUGAAAACCCAGAGUCUGAGGGGGACUCAGGUUCUGGAAGGAAAGCCAGAACUCAAAAGCUGAGCUGGCCGCUGUCUCCCCGGCCCCGACACCCCUGCCCCCCCCCCCCCAAAUAAGCUGCAGUUUUCUUGCCCGUCACAUCGGAACAUAAGAGCUCCUGAAGCCUUCCUAUCUUAAGACAAUACUACGUUGGGAAAGCCUCGUGUUAGAAGUUGGGGGAGCAUAAAUGGUCAGGCACCGUCCAUCAAUAGUCUUUCCCUCCACCACCAGGCCAGCUCCUGUGUCACUUUCAUCCAUCUGACCGAGGCCAGAACCCUUAGGGUUAUAUUUUAACUAAAGGAUGCUCAAUGAUGCCCCUGAGGGCUUAGGAUACUGCACAGUGUUACUGUAUCCUGUGAAGGCUGGUGCACUCAGGGCAGUGGGAAGGCAGAAUCACCUCAUCCAUUUGGCCUGUGAAGGAAGUAACCUCAUUUUGCUGUCUGAGCAGCAUGCAUUCCUGGCAUGGGCUCUCCUAGUGGUCCAUGUGCAUCCUUGCGCUCGCUCGAAGACUUAUGACCCUGCCUGCUGCAGAUGAAUGGUCAAUUCGAGCUAGGUUAGUUAGUGUGGUGUAUAAGGCGCCGUCAUUCUUCCAGUCAGGCCUCCAUCCCAAAGCAACUAGGGCUGUGGCAGUGAUGCCAGCCACCUGUGUCACCCAAAAUAAACAAAAUCCAGCCCUCCACAGACACUCCCCAGGACCACCUGGGAAGUGGAGGGAUUUUGAGUCACAUUAGCCUCAGGUUAGUGUUUGGCUCCAGUAAUAUCUUGCCUGAAAAGUGGUUGUCUUCCAAGCAUGGUGUACGGGGUCCCAGCUUUGUCUUCUAGCCUGUCCUGUCUUUGUCCAACCGUGCAGUGGCUUGGUGAGUCACUUUGCUGCUAUGGGACAGUGCGUGUGGGAAGUCAAUGCAAACCUCUCCCCUCCAUGGCUCUGGUUUCUUGGCUGCAUGGUUCUCUGUAAAUUCAGUUGUAGCCACUGUCUGGCUAGAAAGCUGAAUUGGCUGUGACUGAAAGGGAAGAGGGGGAUGGGCGUGGCAGUGUGUGCUGUGUGGUUUUUUUGUUUUGUUUUGUUUUGUUUUUUUAAUUUGGUCAUGGGGACCAAGGAGAAGGCUCUUGCAGCCUCGGGCACUGUGCCUACUCUCCAGAACACAUCCCUGUGGCUCUGGGGCCACCACUUCUGUAAAAUAAAGUACGGCCUGGACGCUA